CCGGAAAAUGUGUUAUGUGUGACCAGGACUGGCAAUCGCAUCAAACUGAUCGACUUUGGGUUAGCCCGACGUUACAACAAGAACGACAAAUUGCAGAUACUUUUCGGUACUCCAGAGUUUGUCGCACCAGAAGUGGUCAACUUUGAAGAGGUCGGCUUCACCACUGAUAUGUGGGCUGUUGGGGUGAUCUGUUAUAUUCUUUUGUCGGGUUUGUCGCCAUUCAUGGGGGACAGCGAUUUGGAAACCAUGGCUAAUGUGACGAAAGCUGAGUUCGACUUCGACGACGAGAGCUUUGAUCCCAUCUCCGAUGAGGCCAAAGAUUUUAUAUCUCAUCUACUCGUUAAGGACAGGGACCAACGUAUGACCGCCAAACAGUGUCUGAACCACACGUGGUUGCGGGUGAGUGUCACGCCUACGCCUCCACCAGUUCCAGGUUUAGAUGAGAGCAAACUUUUUGAG
Molecule: messenger RNA, 459 nt
Organism: Oppiella nova
Lineage: Eukaryota; Metazoa; Arthropoda; Arachnida; Sarcoptiformes; Oppiidae
Source: the annotation of a GenBank genome assembly